GCAUUGAAGAAUUGGCAGCAGCCCAUACAAUGAAGUUCUGCUCCUCAGCUAUAAGUUUACUAGGCCAAGUGGAAUAAACCGUUCAGGACGGUGCAUACGAGGUUUAGAUGGUUAAUCACACAGUAACAAUACCGCAUUUCGUUAAAUUAGUUAGUUUAGAAGAACUUAACUAACGUUACCAUGACAAAAGAAAGUAGCUGACUAGCUAGCGACUGUGCUAAAUCAAAAUAUUUGCAUAGAAACUUUAUUUUUGACGGCUGAGUUGGACGAAAAACCUUCCUGUGGUGUCAGCUGUGGGCAAACGUUGGAGUUUGCGAGAUUCGUGAACUUUUGAAAGACUUUUUAGAGCACAAAAGCGACUGGGAAUGUCGUGUCGGAGUGGAGUGGCCCGGGUGGGUAAUCAAGGACUGCAGCCCCUCCGAGCCACGGUUCCGUUUCAGCUGCAGAACCGAUCAGCACUGCGCUGCAAAGACACCAAAACAGCUGAAUGCAAGACAAAGGGCCGUCCGCCGAAGCCAACCUUACGUCGGACCUUGUCUCUGGACACUUUGGUGGGACCGUACCUGCAGGGCAACUGGCCAAGAGAACCAGAGUGUCAGCCUGUUACCUGUGUCAACGACAAAGCCACACAGACUCCCAGUUCCUGGAUUGAGGAGACGCGGGGGCGGAGAGGAGGCGGCGGACAUAAGCGCUCGGCAUCAUGGGGGAGCGCCGAACACCUACGAGAGGUUGCUAAACUUCGCCAGUCCUUACAGAAACGCUCCAGACAUGCGCCUCCUGCCAUGGACUGUGAACACACACACCAAAACAUACACAACAGCCAAACACACACUCCUGGAAGUACACAGACGAUGCCUUUGAUUCCUCUGAGUCGACUGGCUCCCAGACUAAGGCGCAGUGUGGAAGGACUGAACCUGGAGUUGGAGGGAGUCUUUGUGUCUGAAACUGCAAAAGAACAGCACAAAAUUCUGGAUGUACCAGAUGGUCACAGAGCCCCCGUUCCAGUCCAGAGGUACAGCAGCGCUUCACAGAGUGACCCUUCUCCUGCCCAGCUGUCCCCCUCACACUCGCCCUGCACCAUCACAGACACCGAUAUGGUUGUGUGCGGGCCGCUCUGUCCCGCUUCCUCUCCUCCUUCAUGUAUGUCUGAGCCACCAUCGUCUUCUCCUCGUCCCAACAUGACAUACGUGUUUCAGAGAGAGCCUCCAGAGGGCUGUGAGAGAGUGCGCGUGUCUGAGGAGGCCAUCCUUCCCCAUCAGGGAAACGCUCCUCUUCAGCCUUCCUGUCCCGACCCGAACAAGGUGAAUUUCACGCCUCACGGUGGCUCCGCCUUCUGCCCCGUCAGUCUCCUCAAGCCCCUCCUCCCUUCAAUGGACCUGUUAUUUCGUGGCCUGUCGGUUUCACCAGUCACUGGCUGUUCGGCUCAAAGCGUCGCCCCUCUCCAGCCAGCAGGACAUGCUGUGGGCGGCUAUUUGAGCGGCACCCUCCCAGACUCUCUAUGAAUAGGGCAUAAGCAAAAGAUCGUCGUGCCUUUGUCCCCUUUUAUCAGAGACACUGACAUUAAAAGUGUCUCAAAGAGAAGUGCCAUCAAACAGAGAAGAAUGAAACGGACAACUCUUUGUGAUCUAAAACUAUGGUGAACUUACUCCGAUGUGAUUGGCUGGUGACUUUUUGACCUCAGGACACUCCACUCGGCACUUGCGAUCAUUUCGUUUCACAUUAUAGCAUUUAUCUAUUGCUAUAUAUUCUAUAAAUCGGUAUUAAUGACAAUUCCGCAUCUGUAUAAGAUUAUAUUUUUAUGAAAAGACAAUAGUCAGGCUGAACAUUGAGUAUAUUUUGUCAUAUCAUAAACCAUAUCAAACCUGAUCCACUCCAUGAUGAUUUUACAGAGCUGUGGAUCAGUCAACAUCGAUAUCAGAUGUGUAGUUCCUAAUUCAGUAUUUAAAGGCGCAGCUCUUUUUAGCAACACAAAAGAGACACUAAUAGUCUGUCAUCAGCUGUUUAUCACAGUGGCAUUUCAUCCCGACUACUGAACUUUCAGGUGUUGUGAAGGCCGGGUUUGUUUCGUCUAUUUAGUAGAUGAGAAUAUGCGCAUUUAGACGUCAUUAGGCUGAACUCAGAACUGCAGAUGUUUCAUGGAUGUCAACAAGUGUUCAGUGAGAAGCUAAGAUUCAGAGAGUAAGAGGGUGAAUCUUAUUAAGCUCAUCAGGAAAGUGCUCCCUUCAUAUUUCAGAACAAAAGAAAAGGGAAAAACAAUUGAUCACUUUUUUUUUUCUUUCACAUUGCGUCAAUUUUUCGGACUCGAAUAUUUUGUUACUGUAUUAAAGUAAAAAUAAAUAUAUAUAAAAAUGUAUAGGUGCUAAAAUAGACUGUUGUUUUUCUGUUGUAUCUUAUUAGCUUGGACUGAAAUAUGAUGGGGAUAUUUUCUGUGUAGAUUCCUUAAGAUUCACCAAACCAUUUAAAGCCUGUUGUAAAGGGAAAGGCAGAGGUCAUUAUUUCAUUAUUUGCUCACACUUAAAGGGAUAGUCCAUGCAAAAUCUGAUCAUUCUGGCAUUUUUACUCUCCCUCAAGUUGUUUUCAACCUUUCUGAGUUGAAAUCAAAGGAAGAUAUUUUGAAAAAAAUGUAAAACCUGUAACCAUUGACUUCCUUAGUAGGAAAAAUAAAUACUAAAUAAUAGUCAAUGGUUACAGGUUUUCAGCUUUUAUCUAAUUUUCUAUUUGAAUGAAGAAAGAAACUCGGGAAAGUUAGAAAAAACCACUAGAGAGAGUAAAUAAUAAGAGAGUUUUGAGUGAAUUCUCCCAUUAGGUGUAAGACCCCAGGACCCCAUUAUGAUUUUGUUUUGAAAUAUGAUGGGGGUAUUUUCUUUGUAGAUUCCUUAAGAUUCACCAACCCUUUUAAAUCGUGUUGUAAAGAGAAAGGCAGAGGUCAUUAUUGCUUUUUUGCUCGUACUUUAAAGGAUAGUCCAUGCAAAAAUGUAAUAUUCUGGCACUUUUUACUCUUCCUCAAGUGGUUUUACACCUUUCUGAGUUUCUUUUAAACACAAAGGAAGAUAUUUGGAAGAAAGCUGAAAGCCUGUAACCAUUCACUUCCUUAGUAGGAAAAACAAAUACUAAGUCAAUGGUUACAGGUUUUCAGCUUUUAUCUACUUUUCUGUUUGAAUGAAGAAAGAAACUUGGGAGGGUUUAAAACCACUUGACGUAGAGUAAUAUUUACAGUUUUGAGUGAAUUCUCCCAUUAGGUGUAAGACGAGAAACCCACCAGGACCCUGUUAUGAUGUUAUUUUGAAAUAUGCUGGGGAUAUCUUUGUAGAUUAUUUAAAAUUCACCAACCCUUUUAAAGCGUGUUGUAAAGGGAAGGGCAGAGGUCAUUAUUUCUUGUUUGCUCGCACUUAAAGGGAUAGUACACGCAAAACUGAUCAUUCUGGCAUUUUUUUACUCUCCCUCAAGUGGUUUUAAACCUUUCUGAGUUUAAAUCAAAGCAAGAUAUUUUGAAGAAAGCUAAAAACCUGUAACCAUUGACUUCCUUAGUGGUUACAAGUUAUCAGCUGUUUUUCUGAAUAUCUAUUUUUAUGUUUGAGUGACGAAAGAAACUCUGGAAGGUUUAAAACCACUUGAGCUAGAGUAAUGAAUUAAGUAAUGAAGAGUUGAAUGAAUUAUCCCAUUAGGUGUAAGAUGAGAAAACCAGCAGGACCCUAUUAGGAUUAUAUUUUGCUGCACACUUGAUGAGUGUGCCGUUUGAUUUACUGUAAGACUCGACUACUGUUCUUAAAGUAGUCUUUAUUGUUCAGUUCAUUUGAGCUCCAAGCUGUUUGUAGAAACACUUUACGUAGGACACAAGCAAAUCUGCUGCAUUCAGGUACAGUAUGUUCAUCAUUGAGACUUCCAGCAAAUGAUUAUUUGCUGCCAUUUAAAGCACUGACCUUUAUGAUCACAUAACUAUAUCUAUAUUUGCAUGGAUUGUGUCUCAGUCUUGACGUCAUUUGUUUUGUUUUUUAAGGUUUCACUUGUUAAGUUUGUUCUUUAAUUAAGAGUGCUGUUUUAAUGACACUGUUCUCAGACUGUUAAUGUUAUCUAGAGUACAGUUACUGUACACCAAACCUUGUUCCAUGUAUUGUGUAUGUAUGCUACUCAGUUUUGGCCAGCAUAAAUGAGAAACAAGCUCAACAA
Molecule: messenger RNA, 4167 nt
Organism: Danio aesculapii
Lineage: Eukaryota; Metazoa; Chordata; Actinopteri; Cypriniformes; Danionidae
Gene: fam117aa
Product: family with sequence similarity 117 member Aa
Exons: 8
Coding region: 366-1502 (378 amino acids)
Source: RefSeq, a predicted model, not a curated record